Molecule: messenger RNA, 1079 nt
Organism: Centruroides sculpturatus (bark scorpion)
Lineage: Eukaryota; Metazoa; Arthropoda; Arachnida; Scorpiones; Buthidae
Product: E3 ubiquitin-protein ligase SIAH1B-like
Exons: 2
Coding region: 1-1020 (339 amino acids)
Biological process (GO): proteasome-mediated ubiquitin-dependent protein catabolic process; multicellular organism development
Cellular component (GO): cytoplasm
Molecular function (GO): ubiquitin conjugating enzyme binding; ubiquitin protein ligase activity; zinc ion binding
Source: RefSeq, a predicted model, not a curated record
AUGGGAAUGAUAAUUCCUGCCUUAGGGGUGAUAGUGUGGAAGUGUCGGAGACAAAGGCGUAGGCGGGGAGGCUUCCUGAGGGGAAGGCCAACAAGCACCCCCAGACGGUCUCGAAAUAAGGAAGUUAUGCCGGUGGAAGCCAUAGAACUUAUGCCAAAUUCUUCCAAAAUCAGAAGGAAAAGAGAUGGAAGAGAGUCUAUUGAAGGUAACAACCGUGAGGAAGAGAAGACACCCGCCUCUCCUACGACCUUAAACGAGGAUCCAACGAUUAUCUCCUUGAUGGAGUGUCCAGUGUGUUACGAGAACUUGGCGGCCCCCAUUUUUCAAUGCAUGGCCGGUCAUCUCCUGUGCGGCAGUUGCAGGGGACGAGUACAUCAGUGUCCCACUUGUCGGGGAUAUCUCGGGGAGUUAAGAAACCUCGCAAUGGAGAAGAUGGCGGAGGCUAUAGCUCUUCCCUGCCGGUUUAAGGAUAAUGGCUGCCAAGUUGUACAGAAAUUGCAAAAGCGAAAGAUUCAUGAACAGCAUUGUCUGUACCGGACAUGUGAGUGCCCUUCCUUGGAUCCAACUUGCUCCUGGGAAGGGGCGUUCCAGUCCUUAGUGGAGCAUCUCCGUGACCGUCAUAGUUCGAUGGUCUCGGUGAAAGCCGGGUCCAUAAAAUUAUCGCUAGUGGGCCUGGAUUCGACUCAUCCCUUGUCGUGGGCUACUCGGAUGACUUGUCACGGACAUGAAUUUGUUAUCCAGGUCAAGAAAAGUGAGACGGAGGGUAACCGUGGCCGUAUAAGUCUCCUCAUUCGCUUUGUGGGAAGCAAAAAGGGAGCGAGCCGGUUUCGAAGUUUCCUCUUAGUAGGAGGAAAAGGAAAGGCUCUAGCAUGGAAUUCAGCUCCCAAAAGUGUCAUGGAGGAGACGAGAAAAAUUAUAGAGGAGGAAGAAUGUUUAACAGUGUCCACCAAAUUUGCGAGUCAACUUAUAAUAAGCCAAACCUUAAGUAUUGUGGUCUCCGUGGAACCCAUUGGUUCCUAAACUGUCCAAGGGACCCUUUUCCAAGGGACCGAGGACAAGAAAAAAAAAAAAGAAAUAAA